AUGCCGGAGUUGUCUUCUAAAGGUACUACGAUUUCCAAGAAGGGCUUCAAGAAAGCUGUCACUAAGACUCAGAAGAAGGAGGGAAAGAAGCGCAAGAGGUGCCGCAAAGAGAGCUAUUCCAUUUACAUCUACAAGGUGCUGAAGCAGGUGCAUCCUGACACAGGCAUCUCCUCGAAGGCCAUGAGCAUCAUGAAUUCCUUUGUUACUGAUAUAUUUGAACGUAUAGCUGGCGAGGCGUCGCGCCUGGCGCACUACAACAAGCGCUCCACCAUUACAUCCCGGGAGAUUCAGACAGCUGUGCGUCUCCUGCUUCCCGGGGAACUGGCUAAGCACGCUGUGUCCGAGGGUACCAAAGCUGUCACUAAGUACACCAGUUCCAAGUAA
Sciurus carolinensis (gray squirrel) is the source of this 384-nucleotide messenger RNA. RefSeq names its product histone H2B type 1-A. NCBI's taxonomy places the organism in Eukaryota, Metazoa, Chordata, Mammalia, Rodentia, Sciuridae. The record is from RefSeq and is a predicted model, not a curated record. Gene Ontology annotation, cellular component: nucleosome. The transcript has a single exon. Gene Ontology annotation, molecular function: structural constituent of chromatin; protein heterodimerization activity; DNA binding. Bases 1 to 384 code for a protein of 127 amino acids.